AUGGCGAAGUUCCAAGGCAACUGUACCGAGGGGCCCAUGGCUUGUUCCCCACCAUCGCACUUUGCCUUUACAUUUUACCCUCACGACCAGGAUAUCACAUCGAGACAUCGUUGCACGUUUGCCGCCACCGACAUGGACAGACUUCCACACCGUCCCGCAGUCUCUAAAGACGAGGCCAUCCUCGCGCAGAUCGGGCAGAUGAGACAGGAAAUCAGAGAGCGAUUCGCAGCCAUGGAGCACGAGCUCGCAGCCACCCGUCAACACGUCGAAAACCUGGCCACCAGAAUCACAGCAAGUGAUUUCAACAACAUAGCUAGAGUCCAAAAUACCCACCUUCGGACGGCAAAUGACCCCCUCACGCCCCUCGUCAGUCCUUCAACCGGAGCCGCCAUCCCGGGAUUCCCAGCCACGUCUGCAGAUAUUGACGAGAUGAGUGGCGAUGAGAUGGAUGCUCUCCUACAACAGCUGGGUCUACAACCUGCCGGUUCAGACAUGGCGGAGAAGAUCAAGCGGUUGAGGACGUUCAUCGGCUUGAGAGCAGAGCGUUUGCUGCACUGA
This is a messenger RNA of Fonsecaea monophora, 558 nucleotides long. RefSeq lists its product as hypothetical. NCBI's taxonomy places the organism in Eukaryota, Fungi, Ascomycota, Eurotiomycetes, Chaetothyriales, Herpotrichiellaceae. The record is from RefSeq and is a predicted model, not a curated record. The transcript has 2 exons. The coding region runs from base 1 to 558 and encodes 185 amino acids.